AUGUCGGAUCUUGACCCCUACAAGCCUAUCGAUGCGCCCAUCGACGGCCCACCUCUCCCCUUUAUCUACCGCAACAGCUGGGAGGUCAUGCUGAUCAUCGACAUCAGCGACUGGUCAAUGGAAGAAACUAUUGGAACUAUCUGCAUGAAACUCUGCGACAAGCUAGAGACGCACCGGCGGCUAGAGCAAGGGAAAGAUGCGCUGGGAGAGAUUUACAACGGCCGCACGCGCCUGGCCUUGACCUUCCAUCUGAGCGAACUUCCUGCUCCCCGGCAGUACACCAACCCUGACGCAGUCUAUAACCGAAUUGUUUCUUAUUUGCAAACUUUCUACAAUCGUCAUGAUCGGUUCCAGAAACAAGUACGGGUGUUGAAGAAGUGGCGGUUUAUUGACACCGUCGCUUUUGGGAUUUAUGAGAUCCCGAAGGAGAUUGACAAGAUGCUGUGUAAGAAGGAGGGGUGCAGUGGAUGCGAGUUAUGCAGUUAG
Molecule: messenger RNA, 486 nt
Organism: Aspergillus affinis
Lineage: Eukaryota; Fungi; Ascomycota; Eurotiomycetes; Eurotiales; Aspergillaceae
Exons: 1
Coding region: 1-486 (161 amino acids)
Source: RefSeq, a predicted model, not a curated record